ACCCAGUUCACGCGGUUAAACACUCGACACCUGCGUUGCCGCCGUUCGUGUGUACUAUGUAGUCGCUCGCCGGCGAUGCUGUGUGUGCUUACUGUGCUUUACCUUGCUUUACUUUACUACACUUUACUUUACUAUACUGUAUGGAUGAAGAACACAUGCUACCCAGCGCCCACUCCACGCUCCUCGCUCCUCGCUCCACGCUGCACGCUCUCCACUGCCCGCCCAAGGCACUUCCACACGCCCCGUGACUACCGCAGCGCCGCGGGAAGGGCAGGCGCGAUGUGGUAUGUAGCGCGCGCGGAGAGCUGCGGGUAGAGUAUGUACACGGAAGAAACGGGCUGAGGAGAGAGUGUCACCGAGUAGAAGACACAUGUACUGUGUGCGAGACC
This is a messenger RNA of Boeremia exigua, 389 nucleotides long. RefSeq lists its product as uncharacterized. The record is from RefSeq and is a predicted model, not a curated record. The transcript has a single exon. The coding region runs from base 76 to 315 and encodes 79 amino acids. Lineage: Eukaryota; Fungi; Ascomycota; Dothideomycetes; Pleosporales; Didymellaceae.